Messenger RNA from Didymodactylos carnosus, 1151 nucleotides. Lineage: Eukaryota; Metazoa; Rotifera; Eurotatoria; Philodinida; Philodinidae. The record is from the annotation of a GenBank genome assembly.
UCACUCAGCAUCAAUGUGGUCCACUCCGGCCCGUUCUAUCAUUCGAAAAACGCUUUUUUCCCCUUGGCCGGGAUGCCCCCACUAUGUUUACAUAAUAUUCGAAUAUCUCCAAGGCAUUUUUUCGUCGUAAUGGAAAUAGAAAUAUUGUGCGUAUAAAAUGCAAAAAUAUGAUCAAAUUAAUGAACAUAACAAUUAUUUUCUUGUAGAAUGAAUUAAAAUGUCGUUUUUCUGACUCAUGUGAUGUUAAUCUUGAAACACGACGACAUUGUACUUAUUGUCGUUUGAAAAAAUGUUUUUCAGUGGGUAUGAAAAAACAAUGGAUUCGUACAGAAGAUGAAAAAUUAAAAAAACGUCGACAAAUUGAAAAUAAUCGUCGAAUAAAACAACAAAAAGCAACUCAAUUAAUAUCAUCAAUAAAUUUAUUACAUGAUGAUACAUCAAAAUUAUCAAUGGAUGAAUGGACACUUUUAAAUAAUAUUACAUAUUCUUAUGAUCAACGUGCAUGUAUGUCAACUAUUGCAACAUUAACAUUAUCAUCAUCAUUAAUAACAGUAAUUAAAUUUCCUGUACAUGGUUAUGUUAAUUGGAAAUUAAAUGUUAUGACCGAUUUAUUAGCCUAUUUUAAAUUAAUACCGGAAUUUCAACAAUUAAGUUUAGAUGAUCAAGUUUUAUUAACAAAACUUAAUUUAAGAAUUAUAUUACCAAUGAAUUAUUGUCUUAUACAUUCAGUAAUAAAACAAUCAAGUUAUAUUCAAACAAUUAUAUUAAUUAGUGAUAUUGAUUCAAAUAUAAUUCGUUCAUCAACAGCUAUAGCACAAACAUUUAAUUCAUUUAUUCAAGAUCCAUUAAUAAUGAAAUUAAUGUUAAUUAUACUUUUAUUUACAACAAAUUUAUUAACAUUAGAUACAACAAUAUCUUUUGAAUUAAUACAAUUAAAUUAUAUUCAACAUGUACAAUUAUAUUAUACACAAUUAUUAUGGACUUAUUUAACAUAUAAAUUUGGUGAAUAUGAUGCUCAAGUUUUAUUAAUGAAACUUACAUUUAAAUGUUUAAAAAUGCAGUACAAUGUAUGUGAAAUAUAUGAUUUUAUUCGAAAAAAUGUUGAUAGUGAUCGUGUACAACCAUUGGUGAAAUGUAUUACACAUUUAUAA